Messenger RNA from Naegleria gruberi, 1386 nucleotides. RefSeq lists its product as uncharacterized. Gene Ontology annotation, biological process: signal transduction. The transcript has a single exon. Bases 1 to 1386 code for a protein of 461 amino acids. Lineage: Eukaryota; Heterolobosea; Eutetramitea; Acrasida; Naegleriidae. Gene Ontology annotation, molecular function: 3',5'-cyclic-nucleotide phosphodiesterase activity. The record is from RefSeq and is a predicted model, not a curated record.
AUGGUAGUCUUUUUGAGAAAGCUACAAGCACUUCUAUCUUUAAGAGAUGAUAUUCCCUUCGAUAAGAAUAAGUUUUCUCUCAUCAUUAAAACCAUAGCUAAGAAUUCAGAUAUUGUUGAGGACGAAAUUAAGGAUACAAAUCCUGAUCUAGAAGUUUCAGCCUUCUUGAACGCAUUUGUAAAGCCUAGAGCAAAAUCAAGGGAAAGGGCUGGGUGGAGAACAAUUGCAAAUCUCAUUAGAGUUGGUGUUGUUUUCAAGCAACAAACUCUUCAAACAACUGUCAAGAAUAUUAAUGCAAUCGAUAGUAACCCUGGAUUGGAAGAGAAAUUGAAGAGUAUAGAUCGAUAUGACUUUGAUGUGUUUGAAUUAAAUGAAGCAUCGAGGGGAAAGCCACUGUAUGUGAUAUUUACCUAUUACCUUCGUCGAUUUGGAUUGUUGGAACAUUUCAAUAUUGACAGAGAAGUCUUGCAUGCAUUCCUUAGAGAGAUUGAAACUCACUAUGGGUACAAUGCCUUCCACAAUAGCAUUCAUGCUGCUGACGUACUUCAAACAUUCAUGUACCUAUUAGAUUUGAUAGGUAUGAUUCCGUUCCUUACUCAUGAGGAAUUGUUGGCUGUCAUAUUGGCAGCUGCCAUGCACGAUUUUCAACAUCCAGGAACAACAAAUCAAUUCCAAAUCCUUUCAUCCUCUGAUUUGGCCAUUACUUAUAGUGACAAGUCAGUAUUAGAGAGCCACCAUGUUGCCUCCUUCUACAGAGUCCUCCAACAAGAGAAAUACAACAUUCUGAAAACACUAUCAGCCAAACAAAGAAGGCAAAUCAGAGAAAUUUCAAUUGGUCUGAUAUCAGCAACGGAUUUAUCAUUCCAAGGAAGUUUUAUGAAUCAAUUACAAGCAGUUUAUGAUGUUUCACAUGGUCACAUUGAUUUAAUGUCUGAAAAGUCUCUAGUUCUAAAACUUUGCCUCAAAUUGGCCGACACUGCAAAUACCUCAAAACCUCUCUAUCUGCACUUUUCCUGGAUCUCUCGGCUACAAAGAGAAUUCUUCAUCCAAGGCGAUAAGGAAAAAGAGUUGGGUAUGGAUGUUAGCCCUUUCAUGGACAGAACCAAGUGCAACUUUACAAAAUGUCAAAAUUCUUUUAUUGAAUAUGUGACCUAUCCGUAUGUGGCUUUAUUCGCAAAAUGCUUUAAAGAAGCAGCUCCAAUACUGGAAUAUUCAAAACAAGUCAAAGAAUAUUGGUCGAAUAGUGUGGUAGUUAGUACAUUCGAGGAAGUUGAACAAAUGAUUAGAAAUGAGCUUGCAAAGGUUAAUAAGGUUGUGACGCAGUCACAUUUGGGAGCAAACACGUCAUUCAACACGACACCAAGAGAACAAGGGACAGAAGAAUAA